UACUAUAUAACAAAUAAUUUGAGUAGGAUGACUCUGAUAUCUCAGUGUACCCGCUUGUUGGCUCAAACGUCCUCUCGCAAUUUUGCACAAACCUCGAGAGCAUUCCUUCCUAGUUUUUCUGGUUGGAGACAAGGCGGCCAAUCAGGUGGUUCUGGUCCCAAAUUCAACUAUAGUUAUGGAUUUGUUGGGUUGCUGGGAGCUGCUGUGUGCAGUGUUGGAGUUGCUCUGAACGACGGUCAGAUUAGUGCUGAUGAGUUGGAGCUUGCUCACGGGCACAUGCACUGGGAGCACAAGGAGUGGAACAAGUCGUAUGACCACAAAGCAUUACGGCGUGGUUUCCAAGUUUACAAGGAGGUUUGUCAGGCAUGUCACAGUAUGCAAUACUUCUACUGGAGAAUGCACAUUGAUGUGACUCACACGAAGGAGGAAGUUAAAGAGAUGGCAGCUGAGUACAUGUAUCCGGAUGUGGACGAUGAAGGUAACGCAAUUGAACGACAAGGUGACAUCCAGGACUUCAUGCCGGCACCCUACGAUAACGAGAUUAAGGCCCGUCUCGCUAACAAUGGCGCCCAUCCACCUGACCUGACCUUGAUUAAUGUUGCUCGGGAAGGAAACGAGGAUUACUUGUUUAGUCUGUUGACCGGAUACGAAGAUGUGCCUCCUGGUCAGGCUGAGCCAGCAGAGGGACAGGCUUAUAACCCUUACUUCCACGGAUACUAUAUCGGCAUGGCGCAGCAGCUUUACAACGAAUCUGUCGACUAUGAGGAUGGCACUAUCCCGUACCAGUCUCAAAUCGCAAAGGAUAUUAUCCAGUAUCUGGCCUGGACCGCUCAUCCUUGGAUGGACGAAAUGUCUAUGUAUGGAAUGAAGGCCGUGGCAAGUGCAGCAGCACUGGUCAUUAUAUCGUACAUAGCGAUGCGGACGAGGCGGAAUGGUAUCCGAUCCAGACAGAUUCACUUCACCGUCCCAGGACACGAUAAAUCGAUCACGAAAAACGGAGUCGUCAACAACUUUACCAAGUACAAGGAAGUAGAUGAUUCUAUCGCAAAGAUGAAACGUUAAUCCCGUCAACCAGACACUCGGUGAUGAAAAUAAUGCUGCUUCAGUGGGAUUUAAUUGAUGUAUUCUCGUCUCGAAGUUAGAUUUAGGAAGUUGUGAACUUGGAACUUAAUAGACUUAACAGUACACCUCUUUCACGGGAAUAUUAUCUUGUUAAAACAAUUUCGUUACCCUAUUAGAUAUUUAUAAUGUGCUCGCUACCCCACUUCAAGUGUCUACUUUCGGCUUUUUAUUCCAAUUUUAUAUCCGAGAUCUGAGCCGUGACCCAUUUUAAAGUAGCAUUAGAAGAUUCACGGAUAUUUAUUUAACUCACGGGGCCCUCUAUUUAAGUUAUAAUUGGAUUUUCAUCAAAACUUUUUACGUUUCCGAUGGUUGUGUAAGACCGUACAUCAUGUUGAUUUUCGCUUUGUACAUUAUAAUUCAGUGAAAAGAA
This is a messenger RNA of Bolinopsis microptera, 1492 nucleotides long. RefSeq lists its product as uncharacterized. Gene Ontology annotation, biological process: mitochondrial electron transport, ubiquinol to cytochrome c. Bases 28 to 1062 code for a protein of 344 amino acids. Gene Ontology annotation, molecular function: heme binding; electron transfer activity. The transcript has 8 exons. NCBI's taxonomy places the organism in Eukaryota, Metazoa, Ctenophora, Tentaculata, Lobata, Bolinopsidae. The record is from RefSeq and is a predicted model, not a curated record.